This is a messenger RNA of Cephus cinctus (wheat stem sawfly), 2626 nucleotides long. RefSeq lists its product as uncharacterized. The transcript is spliced from 9 exons. Bases 801 to 2591 code for a protein of 596 amino acids. The record is from RefSeq and is a predicted model, not a curated record. NCBI's taxonomy places the organism in Eukaryota, Metazoa, Arthropoda, Insecta, Hymenoptera, Cephidae.
AAAUCCUAUAUCCAGUAUGCCAGCAAUGAUCGUCAUAAACAACUAACAAAAAUAAUAACUUCUUUUUGUCCGCCACAGAAAUAGCUUACUUAAUUUAUAUAUCCGGCAUGCAUGGGACAUACCGUUUGCCAUUCUUUCAAAUCUGAUCGCUGCCUCCACAAAUACAAACUUGUUAGCUACUUUACAUUUAAACAUCCAAAAUGUCCACAAAAGAAAUAAUAAGCGAUAAGUUUACAAUAUCUAGAUACCCAGCAUGCAAUAUCGAUAAAAAUUCGAAUCACAAGCAACUAUAAUUAUUUAAUACUAAAUUGCACCCAAUUCAUUACACAAUUCUUCCACGAAAAUCUCACCGAAGUCAUAUCGCUCAGAAGAACAACUAAAGAAUCGUAAAUCAUUUAAGCUGAAUUCUGUCUAGCGAAAGCGAACUGGUCUCUUGUACCAAGGUAGCCCACUUCGCACAGCUCAGAGUAUAGGGGCCAUUUAAUAUUAUGCUUUUUCCUAUCCCUCCAGCCUCUGACCGUAAUAAUAGAAAUCGUGUUAUUAUAUCCAGACUAUCCUGCGACUACCACGCAGACUCGAUCAACACCACACGAAGCGGCCCCACGCAAAUCAACACAGCGACUCCUUGUUAUAACGUGUAACGCGUGCAGCGUUGUGCUUCGUUUCCCCACUGCUGUCGUAGUUUCUGCGCUCUUCUCUUAUGUCUGUAAUAACUAUAGCCAACCAGACAGCCCUCGUAGCAUUCAAAAGCCAGUACGCUCUCAAAGAAUGUCGCCCGUCGGCGACACUCACAGGGUAAGAUGUCGAAAGAUUCCUCAAAGAAUGCGUCGCAAGCCUAUCUUGCCAAACUUGCAGUACAAACUCAACUUGCAAGGUUAAGGAGGGAGGAGGAUGAGGAUCUAUGGAUUUCCGGGGAAGAACUGUAUACAGAGGGUAGUAGCGACGAAGAGGAUUCUCGACAAAAAUCCCGAUAUCCUCGUCUACGAAAUCAUUUACGACCCGGUUCCUCGUCGCCACGAAGGAACGAUAUGGUUCAAACAAAUUCGAGUCGCUUAAAUGAGCAAUUCAGCACGGAUUUUAAAGCCAAAUCAGACGGUUCGGAUAUGGCUUCAGGAUCCAAACUAGAAGAUAAACUGAAAGAAGAAACACCGGCAGCACGACUGCUGGACAGUGCCUCGAAAUUAUUUCCAAAGGAAUCUGAUCGCCUCGGGAUGUCCUUAGAAAGUGACGACGCGAAUUUAAGUUCCAAUGAAAAUUCAACCUUGAAUCUCGGGAGCGACGAGAAUGAUGAGAGAGAGCCUGAUAUGGAAAUCUCAUGGAAACCUAGACGAGUCGAAGGACAUCGCUCGUUAAUCUUCGAAGAAGCUGUAGCCGGUCUGAGAGAAUUGCAACUGGAUUACAACAACGUUUCUGAUUCCGUAUUAAAACUACGUGAAUGUCUGUCAUCAAGAGAGAAUGAGCCGGAGAGAAUAUUAUCAAUUGAAACUAUUAUCAAUGGAAAUCCUGAUGAACUAUUUCCUGUGAGGGAAUACCAGUCACGAAACACAAAGUGCUUGGGGGAUUGCAAUGCGGAUGAAAGUGUUGAAAGGAAGGAAACAAAUAUUAUGAGAAUGAACGAACUUGACGAGUCCAUUAAUGAAUUGGAGAAAAGAAUUGAGAAAGAAGUUACAGACACUUUAUAUUGUCAACGACAAAAUCGCAAAGAACUUGGAAAAUUAUUGUUACUGAGAUCUCCUGAAACAGGAAGAUUAUUGAAAAAUACAGAAGCAUUUUUUCAAUUGUGUCCUGGAAUUAAAAACGUAACUUCAGAAAAUGCCAACCAUCCUCGACUUCCCGAGGUAUCUACAAUAAACAAUAUGAACACACAUGAAUCAACAUUUGUAAAGUUUGCCACUGAAAAGCAGCAACUAAAAAAGAAACUAUCUAUGCUUGAAAGAAAGAAUGUUAUAUUUACUGAAAGGAAUAAAAGGUUAGCUGCAUGCUCUAUGGGAUCAUUAGCAAUAACAGACGAAGAAAAACAAAGAUUGGAGAAUCUUCUGAUAAUAGAACCAGAUGAUACUAAAAAAAAUAGUGAAUCAAUAAAUUGUGAUAAAAAGUGUCGGACAAAUGACAAUCCAUAUUCACUUGAUGCCAAUGCCAUAAGACAACUAAAGGAAUUAGAUGAAAAGCUCGCACAUAUUAAUCCUCGCAAGUUCAAACUAUCCCAAAAUAUAAAAUGCGGAAAGCAUGAAUGCUUGGAACACAAACUGGACUGUAUUAAUCAUUCACUACAAACACUAGCUGAAUCAAAAUCCAAAGAAAUAUUGCCCAUUUCCGAAAAUGAAAUACGAAAAUUAAUCGAGGAAUAUCACGCAGAAAGUAAUAACAAGGACCAAACAUUACAGCACGUUGCAGAAAUCAUAGUUAGUCCAACAGAAAAUGUGGAAACUAAGUCAAACGAAAGCACGAUUCCUUCAUUUUCCUCCGUAUCAACUAUUGACACUGUAGGAGAUAUAUCUCAAGAUAUUAUUAAUGAACUAAUCAAAGAAGCUCAAAUUUCAAUGCCUCUAUUCCAGUUAAGGUAUCAACCUAACAUAGCCAGUGAAUAUUAAAUAAGUUCUGAGCACCUUACAAUAAAACGCGAAAA